Messenger RNA from Trematosphaeria pertusa, 516 nucleotides. RefSeq lists its product as uncharacterized. Lineage: Eukaryota; Fungi; Ascomycota; Dothideomycetes; Pleosporales; Trematosphaeriaceae. The transcript is spliced from 2 exons. The record is from RefSeq and is a predicted model, not a curated record. Gene Ontology annotation, biological process: mycotoxin biosynthetic process. The annotation marks the transcript as partial.
CGGUCCUUCCAGUACGAGAGCAUAUUCGCUGAGAGACCAAAUAUUACAACAGACAGAGCAUGGCUAGGCUCAUUCCCGACACAAGGCGGCUUCUUCAAGCACCCCCAACUUGCCCCCGACCGAUCCACAUUUGCCGUAUUCCAUCAAUUGCACUGCCUUGAUGGUCUUCGCCACGCGUACUGGACUCUCCUCGACAUUUCGCAGAGUGGAGCGAAGCUGGAUAAAUCCGCACUUCCUCAUCAUGCGACGCCUAGCCAUGUCCGGCACUGCAUUGAUCUGCUCCGGCAAGCGUUGAUGUGCCAACCGGACCUCACCAUCGAAGUUCAGAACGACGAACUGGGCGGCGUUACUGGCUUCGGCACCGAGCACGUUUGCGCUGAUUGGAAACAACUUAUUGAGUGGACCUCGCACUGGGAGAACUACGAUCAAACUCCACCUCCGGAUACGGAACCUGAGCUCCCUAGCCGUCAUUCCAGCCAUGCACAUCCAAAUCAUCACAGCAUACCUGUGCAGUGA